UCACUCCCUUGCGUCAAAUGACGACUUGAGUUUUAACCCAUUUUUUUUUGUUGUUGCAAUUUUUGUUACCCCACAAUGGAUUACGAUUCGAGUUUGCGUCCCUCCUAUACACCGGACGUGCCUUCCGAAGAAGGUUCACUCGGAAUGACGGCCGCAUCCGAUAUGAGAGUGGCUCAAAGUGCCCUAUGGCUCCUCCCGAACCUUCAGGAAACAACCGCAAAGGAGGCACCGGUUCCGAUGAAGAAAAGCACCAUGACCGCGAAACUGGAGGACAAAUUUAAACGGUACGUGAGUCAAGGUGACCUUCUGCUCAGAGCUUUGAGCACCGUCUCCGAAGAGAUUCCUUUCAUCGAGGAUUUGUGCGAUAGCCAACACUUGUUAGAAAGAAACACGAAAUCUUUUCAAUGUUUGGCCCAGUUGCUUUUGUCCAGCAGUUCUUUGACUAAGAACCGGUUGUUUUUGUUCCCGCCGCUAGAGGAUCCCGGAAUUGAUUUGGCAUUCAAUUUUGAAGAACCUCCGCCAGUUAGCGACGAAAUCGGCAUCGAAAAAUACAAAAAAAUCUGCCACGAACUGGACAUUGUGCCCAUUUCUCGGAUCAUAGACUCAUUAGACACGAACACUUUGGACUUAAAGUACUACGGUUUAACCGAUAAACAGAUAAGGGCACUUAGCGAGGCGAUGAAGGUAAAUAUGCACGUGCAAGAAUUGAUUUUGACCGAUAACUGGCUGUCGGUGGAAAUGACCGAGACGUUAAGUGACAUGCUGAUUGAAAAUAUGGCUUUGCAGUAUUUGUCGCUGUACGAAUGCAGAAUUGGAGAAGAAGGUGCGAAAAAACUGGGUUACGUGCUCUCAGGCCUACAAACCUUAAAACAAUUAGACUUAAGCUUCAACGAGUUGGGUGACAACGGACUUUUGGCCCUCCGAGACGGAUUAUGCGAGAACACCUCCCUAAAAACCCUUAAUCUCAGCCAUAAUAAUAUCAGUGAAAAUUCCGCGGAAACCAUGGAGAAAAUCCUGUUGGAGAACAAGUGUUUAGAGGAGCUCGAUCUGUCUUGGAACGGGUUCUUUACUGCCCCAGGCAACAAAAGGUUGUUUUCGGGGUUUUUAAAUAGCGAUCGCAUUAAGAAGUUGAACUUGGCUUGGAACGGUAUCGGGGUAAUUUUGGCCGUUAAACCCUUGUCCAGGUACAUCACCAAGUCUCAACGUUUGGAAGAACUAGAUCUGAGUAAUAAUCGGUUGAUAGGUAAAUCCUUAAGGUCAAUAAGAACGGCCGUAAACAAGAACCACUCCCUACAAAUAUUACACAUCGGCAACAACAUUUAUGCCCCGGAAGAAGCCCAUUUUCUUUUGACCAUGCUGGCCGGAAAAACCAAAGAUCCAUUAUACUACGUCAAUAUGGACAAUAUGUAUGUUAAAAAGGAAUCCAAGGGGGUCCUAAACAAAAUCAACAAUGUAGGAAAAAUAGUGAAAAUAGGGGGAAUUUUGAGCAAUUACGAAAUACACGGUCCGGACACCAAGAAGCUUAUUUACGAAAGAUGCCGGUACCUCUUGAUGAAACCGAAGAAAGCCAAAGCCAGGAAAGACUUUGGGCAUUUCAUACUAUCCUUACCUGACCACCCAAUAACCCCAGAAGAGUUCGAAAAAGAACUAAAAAAAGCUAAAAUAAAAAAGCUAGACAAGGACCUCGUACAAUCGGUAAAAACCUUGUUCACCACAAGAAAGAAAGAGAUAGACUGUGUGGAACUUGUAAGGAACUAUAUGUCUUACUAUCCGGACACCCAGCUACCACCCCCAAAACCUAAGAAGAAAAAGGGAGGCAAAAAAGGCAAAAAGGGCAAAGCAAAAGUAACCGAAGUGGAACAAGAAAUAAAAGUGCAUGAACUGGAGAAUGGUGCGGAUGGGGUAGAGGCAACUGAACCCAGAAAGUCUCGGGUGUCUGAGAAUUUAGCCGCUGAAAGUUCUUUAGCUACAGCAAGCAAACGUUCCAUCAAAUCUGCAACGGAAGAGGGCAGACAGUCAAUAAACAUGCCAGAAGAGAAACUACAAUCGCGUGUCAGCAUAAAGGAGCAAUAAUAAAGAAAUUACUGAGUUGUA
Anthonomus grandis grandis is the source of this 2094-nucleotide messenger RNA. Its product is annotated as leucine-rich repeat-containing protein 74A-like. The record is from RefSeq and is a predicted model, not a curated record. Lineage: Eukaryota; Metazoa; Arthropoda; Insecta; Coleoptera; Curculionidae. The coding region runs from base 76 to 2073 and encodes 665 amino acids. Gene Ontology annotation, molecular function: protein binding. The transcript is spliced from 11 exons.